Messenger RNA from Antechinus flavipes (yellow-footed antechinus), 3273 nucleotides. Its product is annotated as transforming growth factor beta activator LRRC32-like. The record is from RefSeq and is a predicted model, not a curated record. The coding region runs from base 204 to 2276 and encodes 690 amino acids. Gene Ontology annotation, molecular function: protein binding. The transcript is spliced from 2 exons. Lineage: Eukaryota; Metazoa; Chordata; Mammalia; Dasyuromorphia; Dasyuridae. Gene Ontology annotation, cellular component: extracellular matrix.
CCCCAAACCCCAAGAUGGGACUCCCAGAGGCCCCGUUUCCUCCCUUCUCCCCAUAUCUCUUCCUUAGCCUCCACCCAGAGGGAAUUGGUGGUUUUUGACUUUCCCUGACCUAUAGUGAGACUUCCUUAGGGCCUAUUUAAAAUCCCCACAACUUCAAGAUAGUUGGCUACUCCAGGCAGGGGAGAGAAGAACUGAAGGAGGCUAUGAGCAUGGCUCCCCAGGAAGCCUCCGGAACAGGGCCCAGCUCCCUGGGGCUCAGCCUGCUCCUGCUUCUGCUGCAACCAAGCCCUGAAGGCAUCAGUGGACACUCACCCUCUCUGCCACCCGGCUGCCUGACGAUGGGCCUGCUGAAGGCAUCCUGCCAGGGCCUGGGCCUUCGCACAUUCCCAACAGCUUUGCCUUUGACCAUAGUGCACCUUGACCUCUCUCAUAACCACUUGCAAGUCCUACUGGACAACGCCACGGGAGACCAGCCAAAUCUGCGUCACCUGGACCUCCGGGGGAACCAGCUAGAGGGGCUCUCCCCGGGCUCCCUGCUGCCCCUGCGCCGGCUCCACACGCUCGUUCUGGCGGGCAACUCCUUGAACCGGCGUUACGUGUCCAACAGCCAGGCUCUAUGGCCUCUGAGCCACCUGCGGCUCUUGGACCUUUCCGCCAAUCACCUGGAGAGUGACAUGGUCUCCUCCUAUGUGGCCAAUCGCAGCUCCUUGUGGAGCCUGGAUCUCUCCAACAAUCUCAUCACCCGCCUGGCACGCAGUACCUUCCUGGGAUCUUCCAAACUGCUGGACAUUGACCUCAGUGACAACUACAUCCUGCAAAUAGAAGCUGGGGCUUUUGAAGGCUUGCUGCAGCUGCGGGAACUCUCUUUAGCUAGAAACUCCCUGCACUGCAUCUCAGAUUUCAGCCUCAGGGCCCUGCGGAGACUCAAUCUGAGCUUCAAUGCCCUGGAGUUUUUUGCCACUGAGGAGGGAAAUUGGAGCUACCAGCUCCAGGUGCUGGACCUGAGCCACAAUCAGCUGAGGGCCGUGCCAACGCCUUUAGCCUUGCCCCAUCUCCAGCAUCUCAACCUCUCAGACAACCUCCUGACCUCCCUGGGGCCCCACAGCCCGUCCUCACCUCGGGACGCCGGCUCUCGGGACCCAGAGAUGGUGCCGACGCAGAGUGCCUCUGACCCGGCAGCCAACCUGCCUGAGCUCACUGACCUUGACCUCAGUGGGAACCUACUGGACAGGCUUCCAGUGGGCUUCCUUAGCCACCUGUCUGCACUCCAGAGACUCAGCAUGGGCUGGAACUGUCUUCAGAACAUGUCGGUUCAGCAGCCCAGCCCUGGCCCACCUCUUCUGUCUCUUAGGUCUCUGGAUCUCCAGGGGAAUCGGAUUCAAACUUUUCCAAGCUGGGUCUUUGAAAUUCUGCCUGGUCUCAAAGUCCUGGAUUUGGGAGACAAUGAACUACAGCUAUGCCGGAGGCCCGAGGCAGGCCAGGACGGGCCCUUCCAGAGGCUCCGGCAGCCCUUCGGCUCUGCCUUCCACCUGAAGCACCUGAGCCUGAGCAGAAACGGGCUGAGGCGGCUGUGUGCCACCAGGUUUCCCCCUGCACUCUUGUUCUCUCUCGAUCUCUCAGGCAACACAGGGCUAGCGCUGGUCCCCGGUGACUUCCGGGGCCUGCAGCAUUCCUUGCACGAGCUCUCCCUCCGAGGGAACGGCAUGGCAAGCGCCCACCUGGGGCUCCCCUGCCUUUGGGGACUGCGGGCCUUGGACCUCUCGGGGAAUCAGCUGGCUAGCCUGCCCCGGAACCUCAACUGUUCCUCAUCUCUGCAGACCUUGGACCUGCGCAGAAACCUCCUCCAGGCCUUGGACACGGAGGUCCUGGGUGCCCGCCUUAGGUCUGUGUUCCUUGCAGGCAACCCCUUUCUCUGCUGUAGCUUGGACUGGCUGGCCACUUUGGCCAGGGCCAACGUGAGCGUACCAGACUCAGAGGAGGCCUGGUGUGUGUACCCGGGCGGGGAGCGGGGCUCCAGGGCACCCCUGGCCAGGGAUCACAGUCACUUCUGUAACCGGUGGCAGUGGCGGGGAACUCAGGCUGGGUGGGUGCUUCUGGCUGUCAUCGGCCUGUUCCUCAGCAGCUGCGGAGCGACCGCCCUGCUGCAGAACAGUGGGAAGCUGCCCUGGGCCCUGCAGCUUAGGAAGAGCUGGGCCGGCCCAAAGCCAGAGCCAGAAGACAAGCCCACUUUGGGUAGGGAGAGCGUGGUGGAGAGAAGGGAGCCAGAGCAGAAGUAGGGGCAGGCAGGAAAGGCCCUAGUGAAGAUCAGCAAUACAGGCUGCUUCCUGUCCACGCUUAUCUCGGGCAGCUCUCGUCACCCUGAAGGCCUCCAAGGGAUCGAAUUCGGGCCUUCGUUUGAGCUUGUGUAUAUCCGGCGAGCCCCCUAACGCGAAUGCUUCUGGGAGGGCUCGGAGACUCUCUGGAGGACGACGAGUUCCCACUAAAUCUAGCCCAUCGGAAACCCUUUGGCCUCUAGACCCAUUCAGAAACGCAUCCUUGCUUGGUUCUUCUCUGCAGCGUUGCUUGGUUCUUGGGACCCUUACCAUAGAGACCCAGCUCAGGGUUUACACGUACAAAUCAAGUUCAGUCUCGGAGAAAAGUGAGGUUCUCCUUGGUUCCUCCCCUCCCAUCCCAGGAGCCUCAGAACGGGGCUCAUUUUAGGGACUCUGCAGAAAAAACACACAAAACAUUCAAAAGGGUCCUCGAUUCCCCAUAAAGACUCAGACCAAUCGAACGCCGAACACGAGACGAUGGCAAAACGGGACGAUCCCCUCCUCGCUGCCUGACGAGUCCCACCCCGGCCAGAGUCCUAUAUGGUCUCACAUUAUACAGAGCUUCCUCAAAAGGGAAAAGCAGGUUGUCCCCCUUUCCGUACCCUUCCCCACUUCAGAAAGCAGAAGUUGCUGGAGCUGCUGGAGAAUUGAGGCUCCGGCUUCCAGCGAGCCCCAGAUUUUGAGCCUAAUAGUACUUCCGUACACCCCAACAGAGGAGACUUUGUCCUUGGGGUUGCUCCACAGUCUCCAUAGCUCGCGGCAGGAGGGGAGCGGGGCAGGGUCAGAGUUUAUUUUCGUCUCCGUAUCAUGGCUCACCCUUCCUCCCUUUUCAGCUCCAGGAUGACCCCCAUGGUUAUCCUAUAUCUUCUCUUGGUUCCGUCAGUCAAUAAACAUUUAUUUACAUAUUGACAAGAAAUAAAAAUCUUUACAUAUUUACAAUAAACAUUUAUUUCCAACACUA